GCAGCUCUUUCGCUUUCCUAAAGAUCCUGAGAGACGUUCUGUUUGGAUGUCGAGGAUUGGACAGACAUUAUGGUAUCCUGGAGUCUCCAGCUACAUUUGUGAGAAUCAUUUUGAUGCAUCACAGUGGGAAAAAGUACGUGCAGAUGGGUCCAGAGUGCUACGAUCUUCUGCAAUACCUUUGGCUAUAGAAAAUAAUGAAAACAUCUCUCUUACAAUGCAUGACCAUCGAUAUGUUAUUGACGUACAUCAGCGUCAUCCCUUUCGAGAUCUCACUACACAAUUGAACCGCUUACCUCAUGAUCAUGGCUGUACCUCAAUUCAAUAUGAGCCAUCAGAAUCCAUUCAAGUUAAAGAAAGCCAAAUAAUAGCCAAAACAAAUAACAUUGUAAUAGAAGGUGUGCCAUAUCAGGAUAAAAACCAAGAGCUUUCUUUUACUUCUUCUCAUGACCUCUCUGUUAUGGACUUUCCAAAGGAAAUUAGUCAUGAACUUUCUGCACCUUGCAUUGCAGACCAUAGUACCGAUGAUUUCAACCGAUUAACUAUUUUGGCCGAUAUCUGUGCUGCUUCUGAACCCAUUCAUAUACCUCCAUCUACUGCAAGUCCAUCAUCAAUAAUAAUUAAAGAAUUACAAGUUCAGUUGAAAAAACAAGAGGAAGAAAUAAAAACCUUACAACAUAACAAUAAGCGUCUGACUACCAUAGGAAAACAAAUAACAAAAAAAUUCCAUACUGUUAAGUCUAUUUAUGAAAAAUAUAAGUGUAGAUUGUGGCGCUUAAAACAGAAGAAUGCAAAGUCUCUUGACUUAACAUCAAGGUUACGUGCUGACCAGAUUGCAUCUCUAAAAAGGCAGUCUAUUCGUGGUCGAUUUAAUUGGAGUCCAGAAACUGUCAAGGAUGCCCUUGUGUUUAAGAUGAAAUGGGGUACUACAAAUUUUUGUGAUUUUGUGAAUUAUCUACCCAUCUUUCCAUCAGUUAGGACCCUACAAAGAACGGUAGAACAUAUUUGGUUUGAAAGUGGCAUCUUAGAUGAGGUCUUCGACAUGCUCAAAUGUGCAGUAAAAAAUAUGUCUGAAAAUGAAAGAGAUUGUAUGAUUGUUGCAGACGAAAUGGCAAUUAAAGCUGGAUUAGUGUUUGAUCCUUCAACUAAAAAAAUGAUAGGAAAUUGCACCUUUCCUUCUCAUGUUGCACCAGCUAAAAAGGUCCUUGUCAUCAUGUGUGGAGGAAUUAGUAGACGAUGGAAAGUUGCUGUGGCUUAUUUUUUUACUGGGAAGGAAGGACCCAAAAUAAUGGAUAAAAAGUCUAGCAGUGGCAGUGUCUUCAAGGAUAUAAUACUGAAAGUCAUAGACAAGUGUGAAAAAAUAGGGCUGAAAGUUCACUCAAUUACAACUGACAUGGGGUGUGAAAAUCGAGCCAUGUGGAAUAUGUUUGGUAUUGGUUGCACACGUGAAUCUGAUGCUGUAGUCAGCAUACAGCAUCCAGUUAGAACAGAGGAUAGAUUUUACUUUAUACCGGAUCCAGUACACUUAUUCAAAAAUAUCUUAACUAUGCUUGAAAGCAACAAAAUUAUUUAUCUUCCUUAUGACUUUCUUGUUUCUGAGAAAUUAACGGAUCCAGUAGUUAAUAUCCAACAUAUAGAUGAUGUGUUAGAGUUCGAAUUACAAUUUGAAAUAAAAAUAGCUUACAGAUUAAAGAAGACUAAGGUUCAUUGUCGAAAUUCAUACGAAAAGAUGAAAGUUGGAACGGCCCGGUCAGUCUUCAAUCGACGAACCGAGAUUGCGCUGAGAAAAUAUGCUGAACGUACUGGUAAAGACGCUUAUAGGACCACUGCUUCUUUUAUUAGAUUAGUGAGCCAUUGGUUUGAUAUAAUGUCAAACAGAUCAUCGAAGCUGGCUCUUGGUCUGUUGAACAAGAAAGCAUAUGAAGAAACAAUGGACCACAUCAAGAAAACUGCUUAUGUAUUUCGUUUUAUGAUAGUAGGCACUGAUGGGCACUGGAAGCCUUGUCAAACAGGCGUUAUCAUGGCAUGCGCAAGCAUCAUUGGCUUGCAAGAUUAUUUUUUGUGCAAGCGUUGCUACAAGUUUAUACUUACUGGUCGGUUUUGUCAGUGUUGUAUUGAAAACCUUUUUUCUGCCCUGAGAGUGAAACAACCCAUUCCAAACCCUCUCCAAGUAAAACAAAAUUUAAAGGUUUUGGUGCUGAGCCAGGUCUGUAUUAAUGCUAAGAAUAGCAGCUACGAUAAUGAUACGUAUGAUGAAGGUGUUGAGGAUAUAAGAAUAGAUUUUAUGAAAUUUUCUAGAAAUAUAGCUAUAGCACGACGUGAAGAAAAUGUUAUUGAAGAAUUGAUGGAAUCAUCUGCUUUAGCAUUGCCUCAACUAAAAGAUCAUCACAUAAACAUAUUAGAUUCUUGGGAGUUGCAGAUCUUAUAUGACAUGGCAGGGUCAGUUGUUCAUAGUAUAAAAAUAAGUAGCACGACAGUUUGUGAUGUGUGUCUCAAUUCCGUCCUAUGGCAGGGGAGCGACCGCCAUCCUUAUUCCCUCGUAACUGAAAUGAGAAAUUACAAACACAAGAACCUCGUGGAAGUUUCCGAUGAAUGCUUCAAAGCAAUCGUAAAAUCAGAAAUAACAUUCAAAGAAAUACGGCAUGAUUUGUGUGAAGCUAAAAUUAACAUGAUAGAUUUCUUAGUAAAGCAAAUGGAAUAUGUAUGGGAUGGCUGCAAUAUUCCCACAUGCCAUUCUAUUACACACAAAAUUCUAAAGAAGUUUUUUACUAUGAGGCUACGGACAUAUAGUAUUAAACGCUGUGAAGAUUUAGCACAUCUUAAUGGAAGGCGUUACGACAGCAAAACUAUGGCUAUGCAUGCUUCUGUGAAAAAGGUGUUUUCAUAA
Temnothorax curvispinosus is the source of this 2884-nucleotide messenger RNA. RefSeq lists its product as uncharacterized. The transcript is spliced from 2 exons. The record is from RefSeq and is a predicted model, not a curated record. Lineage: Eukaryota; Metazoa; Arthropoda; Insecta; Hymenoptera; Formicidae. Bases 47 to 2884 code for a protein of 945 amino acids.